AUGUCGCAAAUGAAGGGCCUUGUCCAAUUCAUCACGGACAUCCGAAACUCCAAGGAACAAGAGCAGGAGGAUAGGCGUGUCCAAUCUGAGCUCGUACACAUUCAAAAACAGUUCCAACAGCCCAACCUUUCCGGCUAUCAUCGCAAGAAGUACAUCUGCAAGCUACUGUAUAUUUACCUGAUGGGCCAUGAGCUCACGUUUGGCCUGGGGGAAGCAAUGGCCCUUGCCUGCUCGAAGGUCUAUUCUGAAAAGUCCAUUGGAUAUCUCGCUCUGUCGCUGUUCUACCAGACGCGCACAGAGGCUGUCGACGCGAUAUUUGAGACUAUCCACAAUGAUCUCGCCCAUCCGAAGGAGGACUUCGUCUGUCUUGCGCUUCAGUUUCUCUCUUCUGUGGCGGAUUCGGACGCAUACAGCAGGGCUUUUGAGGACGAAGUAUUCCUUUUGAUAAGGUCGCCCGUUUCAUCGACUUUAAUCCGCAAAAAAGCCGUUCUGACGUUGCUGCAGCUGCUCAAAAUUGACCCCCUCCUAGUCACCAGACACCCAAACCUGAUUUCCCGCGUUGCACCGCUUAUCAACGACUCUGAUUUUGGGGUAAGUAUAGCUGCCGUCUCGCUGGUCCAGCAUGUCGCCAAACUGGACCUGGAUCUGUGCAACAGCUGUACCACGCUAGCCCUUGAAAAACUACACAAGAUCGUUGUCGAGGCCGAAUGUCCCGCCUCGCAUAUGUACCACGGCAUUCCUGCGCCGUGGCUGACUGUCAAGCUGUUCCAGCUGCUCGAAACUCUGGUCCCUAACGUCGACGCAAAGCCCUUGGACCAGGCCAACAUGCACACCGUCAAGACCGUAAUCCAGCGGGCCAUUUCCACAGCCCUAUCGCAGGCCCCGUUGAUGUCUGCCGAGGCACGGCACACGAGGGAUUUUGUCCUGCUGGGCGCCGUGUCGCUGGCCGCACACGUGGAUCCGUCUCCCGAUCAGUCGACAAUUGCAGCCGACGCGCUUUGCCAGCUGCUGCAGUCCACGGAAACAAACACGCGCUACCUAAGCCUGGCUGCUUUGGCAAAGCUCGCAGCAAGAAACGACGACCCCGUUUUGAUGACUAUCAACAAGCACAUAGAGCAGAUUUCCUCUCUGCUUCGCGAUAGAGACGUUUCUGUGAGGCGACUAUCUUUGGAUCUCAUUUAUAUUAUUUGCAACUCGGAUACGGUCCAACAAAUGUGCCGACAGUUGCUGGAAUACCUUUCUGUGACUGAUUUUGCCAUGAAGUCCGAGGUUGCCGUCAAAAUCGCCGUGCUUGCGGAGAAAUAUGCCACAAAUGCUACCUGGUACGUCACCACCAUGAUGAAGCUGAUUUCGGUGGCAGGAAACUAUCUCGACGAAGAGGUGCGACAGCGGCUGAUUCAGAUCGUCGUCAACAACGACUCCAUUCAGGCCACGGCGUGCCGUCUCUGCUACAAUGCGCUCAAAUCGGGUACUUAUCCGGAGUCUAUGGUGAAGGUGGCUGCGUUUUUACUUGGCGAAUUUGGCACGCAGCUGGAUAUCCCGCUUGUGCAGCAGUUUGACCUGCUGUACAGCUGCUACUUCCAGACUUCUGUCAUGGCCAGAUGUGUUCUGCUAUCGAGUUUCCUCAAGUUCUACGUCCACGAGCCGCAGCUCAGACUGCGAAUUUUGGAACUAUACGAACAAGAAUCCAACUCAUUCAUCGCAGAGAUCCAGCAGCGGUGUCUGGAGUAUUCUAAGCUGGUCACACUGCCAGAUAACUCGCUAUUGAGUCUGGUGGUGGUAGACAUGCCUCCAUUCCAGUCGAAAAUCUCACCUUUGAUCUCCAGAUUGGGGAAUGUCCAGCAGCUGCAGCAGAGUUUCCAGUUGAACCUGCCAUAUGCUGCACACUCGUCGUCGUCGCUAGAAAGACCCAAGUCGCCCAAAAAACCCGCUCCGCCUCGCCCCAGAAGCAGGAAGAACACCAACUCACUUAUGUCUCCGUCGCUGAACACUGCUUCUGCCAGUCCAAGCCGGGCAGAAACAGACGACUCGUCGCGGUCCAUGUCGCACUUCUCGGACUCGCAUUUCUCCUACAAUUCCACGGCAAACCCAUCUGUUGACCAACUGCCAGCAUUCAGCCCCAACUGGAAAGAGGGAUACUACCGUCUAUUGCAUUACGACCAGGGUAUAUUCUACGAAGACUCGUUGUUCAAGAUUUUGUUCAGACUCCGAAGAAAUCACGCCCAGCUGCAUUACGAGUUGUCUUAUUCCAAUAAGUCGCCCAGUACAAUCAGUGGCCUGACAAGUGAGGUGGUUACUAAUCUGAGCAAUACCGAGGACCCCGGCUAUGUGAUCAAAAUCAUCAAACAUCCGGAGUCCACCAUCACCGCCAAUUCGAAAUCGGUCCAGAUUUUCGACGUCAGCGUGCGGAAGCCGUACCUCGACAGAGAAGUACCGAUCAUCAAUAUAUCAUUUGUGUGCGGGACCCUGUGCCAAUACAAGCUACGGCUUCCGGCUGUGGUUGGGAAAAUCAUGGUCAAAGGUACACCGCUAUCCAAAGAGUCAUUCUUCACCAGAUGGAGUCAGGUCAGCAGUUUGCCUGGUGGAGAGUGCCAGAAAGUAAUCCGGCUUUCCUCCCCGAUGCAGACGGUAAUUCUGAGCCGGGCCAUGCAGCUCUUUGGAUUCAACUUGCUCAAGAACAUCGACUACAACAUGCACAAUAUCGUGUGCACGGGUAUUUUGAGCAUGGCAGCAGGGGGAGCAGGAUGCUUGAUGCGGAUCGAGACAAAUCCUCAGGAUGCUCGGGUUCUCCGAAUUACCAUGCGAUGCACUGUUUCUGGGCUUGCAGACAUUUUGGUGGGCACGUUGACAGAUCUGUUAAAUAACAUUUAA
Molecule: messenger RNA, 2871 nt
Organism: Ogataea parapolymorpha DL-1
Lineage: Eukaryota; Fungi; Ascomycota; Pichiomycetes; Pichiales; Pichiaceae
Product: AP-2 complex subunit alpha
Exons: 1
Coding region: 1-2871 (956 amino acids)
Biological process (GO): intracellular protein transport; clathrin-dependent endocytosis
Cellular component (GO): membrane coat; AP-2 adaptor complex
Molecular function (GO): clathrin-cargo adaptor activity
Source: RefSeq, a predicted model, not a curated record